AUGCCGGUCACUUUUAACCCAGCCAGCCAUCUUGCCAACUCUAUUACAGACGCGAAGCAAGUCACUGCCGACGAGCUCCUACGCACCUGUAGCCCGGAGGCAGAACGCCAAUGCGAAGAGAUCCUGCAGUCCUUUCUUGGGCGGGGCCCCUUUGCGAAGGACACCAUUCUCUCCAAAGAUGCGUUCCGCCUAUCUCACAUGCGCCACGGGCUUGUUCAGACGGUCUGCGAGGCGUAUCUGGAACAUCGAGCACUCGUCUUACGCCCCGACGACGUUUGGCUAGCCAUCCUGACGCAGUUCAGCAUGUACGUGAACGAACAUGCCGAGGAGCUGCGCGACAAGUUCGUCGCACAUAAGGGGAAGAAGGAGCUCAUCGUUUACGCCGCGGGAACGCGGCAUACUGUCGAUUUUGGCGACAUGGCGGUCCGGAUGACGAACGAGAUGGACAAGUUCAUCGUCGACCGCGCCUUGCGUGACUGGAUCCUGCCGAGCUUCUCAACGACGACUGAGAACGAUACUGUAGUCGCGUCAGUAGCCAUGAUGGCGACGAUGAAGGCGUACUUUGAGUACAGCUUCGGCAUCACUUGCGGGAUUCCUAAGGUCACACUGGAGGGAGAUAAGGCAGAUUGGGAGGAUCUCCUACGCAGAGCUCGUAAGCUCAUGGAAUAUGGCGAGGAGACCACAGCCUGGUAUGCACUUCUGCGCCCGGUGCUCGUUCGUUUCGUGCGCGCGUUCGACCUCCUGCCGAACACGAGGGACAAUCUCGACUUCUGGAAUCACGCCGUGUUUCACCAACAGACGGGCUGUGGCGAUCCCACCGAAUUCGCGCUCACAGGGUGGUUAUCAGCAUUCUGUGUCUUUAGUGACAAGGGAAAGUGGAUCGGUAGGCCGGUCAAGACGGUAUUGAGCGAGUGGUACGAUUCGCCAGCCGGCUCGAACGAGAUGGAGAAGAAGAGUGCACAGUCCGCGUUGUCAGAUACGACCACUCUCGGUGGCACCGCACUCGAGUAUGACAAGAAGCAAUGGAUCGGGGUCCUGCGGCUUGACGGGAUGACGUACCACCAUCUACACGGCGGCGCCAUCCCUCCUUCGAUAGUAGAGGUCGACGUGAAGGUGAUUGACAACGGUGUUCCCUUCCCCUCUAUAAUGGUGGCCGGCAUCGUGGGGGCGAGUGUGCUGGACAGUGGCAGCACUGAAGUUUCUUCGACCGGCGUCAGGGACACGAUCGCGCCUGCCACUGGUUGGUGGCUCUACACCAAGAAGGGCGUGAACAAGAACAAAUUGAACGAUCUCCUGUCCCGGAUGCCAGACGAGAAGGGUGGAAUGGAGGUCCGCAAGGCCGGGGACAAGCUCGCCGCGCGAGUCGAAGGAAAGGAUAGUCAAGGCCGGAGGGAUGGGGUCUCGAGUAUGCGGAAGUGGGCGAGAAGGGUGCUUGUAUGCUUCCCGCUCUGA
Messenger RNA from Peniophora sp. CBMAI 1063, 1452 nucleotides. The record is from the annotation of a GenBank genome assembly. Lineage: Eukaryota; Fungi; Basidiomycota; Agaricomycetes; Russulales; Peniophoraceae.